CUAGACCUGGGAAAGGCAGGAGGAAAGUUUUGUUACUCCCUUGAAAUGCAGGGAAGCUGCUCUUAGUGUGUGUGUGUGUGCGUGCAGGAGUUACUCAAGCCCGUCUCCGGAGGAAGGUGGGGGGCUGUAGCAGCUGGAUGGCUUCACCUAUGCAGGUGGGGUAAAAGAGAUUCUGCUUGCUUUUGGAAAAGCCCCCUGGAAGUGGACUUCUCGGUGCGCAGCAGAGCACGCCUCCUGUUUCCUUUCACUUGAUGGGUGCUGAUUUUUAUAUUGCCUUGUGCAGUGGGUCGCAAUUCCAAAUCAGCUAAACCCACAUGGGGCUUCAUCGCUGGACAGAACCCAGGUCUUGUGAGCCACCAGGUCUUCGGGCUUUGGCAAGAAGCAAAUGCCAGAAGGAAAAGUCACUUCAGUACAUUUCAAUGCGAGCAAAUGAGCAUAAGAAGCCUGGUUUGGAUUUGGGAAAAACCCAGCUACAAUCUGCACUAUAAUCAUUUCCCAUGGACUGAAGAAACUUGCUGAACUGAACCCAUAUGUGAGGAAGCAUCUAGAAAUGAUAAAGCUGCUCUCCCUGUGCAAGAAUUCCCGUGUGCUCCAAUAGCAUUGUCUUUUGCAAGAAAGAGAGACACCGGCAAGUUAGAAGCAGGAGAUGGCCAGGAGUGUCCUUUGAGGAACAGGAACUGGCGAGUCGUGCUUGAGAAGGCUGUGAGAUUUUCUAGGCGCCCACUGGAAGCACCUUGGAGGGGAGAGAGAAGGUGUUGCGAUGGAAUUUCGUGCAGUGGCACUGUCAUUCAUCCUUGCAUUGCAAAUAUCUUCUCUGGCUUCUGGGAACAAACUGCAGCCCCAUAUGCCAAACGUCUGUGCGGAGCAGGAGCUGGCGGUCGUGGGGCACCGGCAGCCUUGUGUCCAGGCCUUCACCCGCACCGUCAAAGUGUGGAAGCAGGACUGCGGGGGACGGCAGUGGUGUACGGGCUACGAGCGGAGAACUGCAUACUACACGGGCUACAGGCAAGUGUACAAGGUGAAAUACCAGACUGCGUACAGAUGUUGCCCAGGAUGGUCGCAGCUGGGAGGGGAUGCUGGCUGUCUCUACCCUCCUAGGGACAGCCAGCCCUGGCGCUCUCUGCAAAAGCAGAAUGACACCAACUCAAAACAUUCAGCAGAAAUUGCUGCCAAGCUGUCGGUGGGAUUUUGGGAUGGAUCACGACCUUUGGCUGCUGUCUGCAGUUAUGGGGUUUGUUUCAAUGGUGGAAAUUGCGUGGAGGGAUCUUCCCAGCUCUGUCAUUGCUCCUCUGGUUUCCAAGGACCUCGCUGUCAGUACGACGUGAACGAGUGUGAGACGGGCAACGGGGGCUGCGAGUUCCAGUGCUGCAACACCAUCGGGAGCUUCUACUGCAAGUGCGCGGCGGGGCUGCGGCUGGAGCAGGACGGGAAGGCAUGCGCAGAUGUUGACGAGUGCCAGGUCCACAAUGGUGGCUGCCAGCACAGAUGUGUGAACACCCUUGGAUCUUAUUACUGUGAAUGCAAGCCAGGCUUUCGCCUGCACACAGAUGGCAGGACCUGCAUUGCUGUGAACACGUGUGCCCUGAACAACGGUGGCUGCGAACAUGACUGCGUGCAGGUGACGCUGGCACAGCACCAGUGCCGGUGCCGGCACAAUUACCAGCUGCAGGAAGACGGCAAACGCUGCGUCCUGAGGAACCCCUGCAGCAACAGGAACGGGGGCUGCAUGCACCGGUGCCACAACCACCACGGAACUGCCCGCUGUGAGUGCCACCCUGGCUACCGGCUGGCACCCGACAGCAGGGCCUGCGAGGACGUGAAUGAGUGUACGACUGGGCUGGCCAUGUGUGCACACCAGUGUCUCAACACUCGCGGCUCCUUUAAGUGCACCUGUAACCCAGGCUACGAGCUGGGGGCGGACAGCAGGCAAUGCUAUCGGAUAGAAAUGGAGAUUGUGAACAGUUGUGAAGCCAGCAACGGUGGCUGUUCCCAUACGUGCCACCACACCAGCUCUGGCCCAGUCUGUACCUGUAACUUUGGCUAUCGGCUCGAAGAGGACCAGAAGACAUGCACUGAUAUCAAUGAAUGUGAUGAUGGUUCUCACUGCUGUCAGCAAGACUGUUACAAUUAUCCUGGAGGCUACGAGUGUGCCUGCUAUGCUGGAUACAGGCUCAGCACGGACGGCUGCGGGUGUGAUGAUGUGGAUGAGUGCUCUUCAGAUAACGGUGGAUGUGAACACAUAUGCCAGAACCAGCUAGGGUCUUUCCAGUGUGGCUGCGAGAUCGGACACAGGCUGGAUGAGGACCGAAGGAGCUGUGUCUCUAUAGAGGACCCUGUGGAAGCUCUGGAUAGUCGGCGCCCCGUUAUCCGCCCAAUCCCUCAUGUCGCAAUCCUGCGAGAUGAAUUUACCCAGCUCUUUAAUGACGACUAUGAAGAUGAGGAGGAAGAGAUGGAAGCAAGAGGAGAGCACACACUUUCAGAAAAAUUUGUCUGCCUGGAGCACACGUUCGGCCCCGACUGCAGCCUGACGUGUGAGGACUGCCAAAACGGAGCCACGUGCAACGCAGAGGAGACCAGCUGCGACUGUCCGGCAGGCUGGACCGGCAUCCUCUGCAACCAGACUUGCCCAGCCGGCACCUUCGGGAGGAACUGCAGCCUGGCGUGCCGCUGCCAGAACGGCGGCACCUGCGACCCCGCCACGGGCGCCUGCCGCUGCCCACCUGGGGUGGCUGGCGAGCUCUGCCAAGACGGGUGCCCAAAAGGAUUUUUUGGGAAACAAUGCAGGAAAAAGUGCAACUGUGCCAACCGGGGUCGUUGCCAUCGGAUUUACGGAGCCUGUCUGUGCGAUCCUGGCCUGUACGGACGGUACUGCCAUUUAGCUUGCCCGAAGUGGGCGUUCGGCCCCGGCUGCUCGGAGGAGUGCCGCUGCAUGCAGCAGAACACGCAGGACUGCGACAAGAGGGAUGGCUCUUGCCGAUGCAAGCCUGGCUACCGUGGCAAGCGCUGUGAGAUGAACUGUGACCCUGGCUAUUACGGGGAUGGCUGCAAGAACAAAUGUAGCUGCCCUCCCGAAGUGUCCUGUGACCACGUCACCGGAGAGUGCUGGAAGGAGUGUCCCCGGGGCUACCACGGCGAGAACUGCGACCAAGAGUGUCCGGCGGGGAAGUUCGGGGCGGGCUGCCGGCAGCCCUGCUCCUGCCGGGGAGCACCCUGCGACCGGAGCACGGGGCAGUGCCUCUGCCUGCCGGGCUGGACGGGACACGACUGCGGCCAAGCCUGCCCUGACGGGCGCUGGGGCCUGGGCUGCCAGGAGAUCUGUCCUGAGUGUGCAAACAACGCCAGCUGUGACCCUGCCACGGGAGCCUGCCUGUGUCCACCCGGCUACACCGGCCGCCGCUGCCAGGAUGUGUGUCCGCCUGGCUGGUUUGGCCCAGAGUGCCAGCUAAGCUGCAGCUGUGGGAACGAUGGGCAUUGCCAUCCUGUGACCGGGACGUGCAGCUGCGCACCUGGCUGGACGGGGCACAACUGUCAGAGAGCCUGCAAUACAGGUCGCUGGGGCCCCGACUGCGCUCACACCUGCAACUGCAGCAACGGCGACGGGAGCUGCAGCGCGGAGACGGGGCAGUGCAUCUGUGAAGCUGGCUACACGGGCAACCGCUGCGAGAAGAAGUGCCCGGAGGGAUGGUUUGGGCUGAGCUGUCGGCACCGGUGUCAGUGUGACAAUGGGGCUGCCUGUGACCACGUCAGCGGCGCCUGUACUUGCAGCCCAGGCUGGCGAGGAACCUUCUGUGAGCACGCCUGUCCUGAUGGAUUUUAUGGGCUGGAGUGCCGGCAAGCCUGCGACUGCCUGAAUGGUGCCCAAUGUGACCCUGCAACGGGCCAGUGCCGCUGUCCCCCAGGCUGGACCGGCCCCCGCUGCGGCCAGGUGUGCCAGGAGAACAGGUAUGGCGAGAACUGCAGCCAGACGUGCAACUGCUUCAAUAACGCUACCUGCAACCACGUCAGCGGCCGGUGCCUGUGCGCAGCCGGGUGGACGGGACCCACGUGCCAGCAAGUGUGCCCGGUGGGUUUCUACGGGAGGAGCUGCCGCCAGCGGUGCCUCUGCCAAAACGGUGGCACGUGUGACCCUGCCACAGGGCUCUGUGCCUGCCCCGAGGGGUGGACAGGGCUGGCCUGCGAGCUGGAGUGCGCGCAGGGGCAGCACGGGGCGGACUGCCGGCAGCGCUGCGAGUGCCAUCACGGAGGGCUCUGCGACCGCCAGGAGGGCCACUGCACCUGCCAGCCUGGCUGGACGGGCAAGAAGUGUGAGAGCCCUUGUCCAGAGGGGCUGUUCGGGGCACGCUGCGAAGAGCACUGCGACUGCGGGGACAACGUGUCAUGCCAUCACGUUACUGGUGCCUGUGAUUGCCCCCGGGGGUGGAGGGGCCGGCGCUGUGAGAAAGCCUGCCUGCCGGGUUCGUUCGGGAAGAACUGUGCCAGUCGCUGUGCCUGUCCCCUGGGAGUGCCAUGCGAUCACAUCACUGGCCGCUGCGGCUGCCCGCCGGGCUUCACGGGCUCUGGAUGUGAAAAAUCCUGCCGGCCAGGGACCUUCGGUGAGGGCUGUGGUCAGAUCUGCCAGUGUGCCGGAGCCACCCAGGAGUGCCACCCAGUCACUGGGGCGUGCGUCUGCCCCGCUGGCUUCCAUGGUCCUGCCUGCCAGCUGGAGUGCUCUCCUGGCUGGUACGGCCAUAACUGCGAAAGGCCAUGCAAGUGCAAGAACGGGGGCCUGUGUGACAUUACCACGGGGAUGUGCCACUGCCCGGCUGGCUACGUCGGUGCUGACUGCGGUACUGGGUGCCCUGCUGGUCGCUAUGGCCAGGACUGUGCUGGGGUGUGCUCCUGCGGGGAAGGUGCUACCUGUCACCCGGUCACCGGAGACUGUGUUUGCCCACCAGGGAGAGCUGGUCCCGCCUGUGAGCAAGGCUGUGAGAAGCACCGGUACGGGGUGGGCUGCCAGCAGACCUGCUCCUGCCGCAACGGGGGACUGUGUGAUGCAGCCAACGGCUCCUGUUUGUGUGCGCUUGGGUGGACGGGGAAAUCCUGUGAAUUAGGAUGCCCGCCGGGAAGGUACGGUGCCAACUGCCAGCUGCGCUGCGCCUGCCUGCACAACGCCACCUGCGACUCCCUGACGGGAGCCUGCCGCUGCCCCGCCGGCCGCUACGGGCCCCUGUGCGAGCACAGUUGUCCUCCGGGUUUCCACGGAGCUGGCUGCCGGGAGCGCUGCGACUGCGAGCACGGAGCAGUCUGUGACCCAGCCACCGGUCGCUGUCAGUGUCCUGCUGGGUUCGGCGGCGAGCGCUGUCAGUCAGCCUGCAAGGAGGGAACGUACGGCCAGGGAUGCCAGCAACUCUGCGACUGUGUCGGUGAUGCGCCCUGCGACCCGGCCACGGGGCGCUGCCUGUGUCCCCCAGGGAAAACUGGCCCCAAGUGCAGCUCGGACUGCCGGCCAACCAGGUAUGGCCCCGACUGCAGCCUGAUGUGCCAGUGUGCCCCCAGCAGCUCCUACUGCAACGCUCAGAACGGCCAGUGCCUCUGUCUGAACGGGUACAUGGGGCCGACGUGUCGGGAAGCUGUGCAGCCCCCAGCACCCACUGGCUCACCCCCGCCCCAGGGGGGGCUCGCGAUGGACGGGCACUAGGUCCUGCAGCUGCCGCCAGCGCUCCCUCAGUGUGACCAAGCAGCCACCUGAAGAAGCCAACAUCCUAUUUAAUGAACUUGUUUACAAGCCAUGGGAGAGGUUAUCAUUUCUUGACAGCCUAAGCUGCUGCUCUUGGAGUUGCUGAGUGAGGCUGAAGUGCCCAGUAUAACCAGUUCACUGUGACAGCAGGGGCUGGCCUCCGGGCACACUGCGGGGGCACACACGCCAGCACGGGCGCACACCCUUGGCCAGGCACCAGAAGGAACAGUUGAGAAGCUUUUGCUUCUGGUCAGCGGACUUUGGUGGCUCACGGCAAAUUGCUGGCCUUCAUCUUUUGGGGGCUGGGCUGGCGGGGGCUGAAGUUACGGUCUGAAAUAGGUAUUUAUGCAAAAGUACGGGACUAGUGUUGUCAGGACUGAUGGCUGAAUGUGUCCGGCACUCCUGUAAGAAGCAUCAGCCCGCAUGAAUUGUUAUUUUUUAAAAAAUUUGAAUUUGCAAUGUAAUUUUAUUGUAAAUUAUCACGUGCCGUGGGGGAAGGCGCUGGGCUCUGGCACUGACCCCACCACCUCUGCAGAGCCAGUGCCCACAGCCCGACCCCCUCUGCCAGCUCCAGUUACGAGCCCCCCAGCUGGCAUUUCCAGCACCAGGCAAUGCCUGCCUUGCUGGCAGCGCGGGGGGCUCUUGACAAGCUUUGCAGGGGGGCAGGAGCCUGUUUUUCACACCGGGAAAAGCCCACUUGAGCUGCCCGUGUCGUUUGUAAAGUAAGCCUUAAUUAAGUGUAGUAAUCAAAGACAGCGUGUGGAUAGACACAAAGCUCUUGCAUGGUCCGGUAAAUGCAAAUCCCAGUUGAAGUGUUCUCGCCCCAAGCCUGCACCCUGCGCUGUUUUUCCGUUCCAGUUGCAGCGAGGAGCUGGGAAGGGGAUGGAGGCGGGAGGAGCAGCCAGGAGGCUGCCACCUGCGGCAGCGGGGACCGUGUCACCCCAGCAAGGGCACCGGGCUCCCGGACCUGCCGCCUGCCCCAGCCAGGCCCCGUCAUCUGUUUGCACAAAGCUCUUGGGUAGGUCGGCCCGAGAGCUGCCAAUGUCGAGAGAAGCCAGGCUCUGCGAGGGGCUGGGACGGCCCCGUCCCCGCACAUCUGCCUCUGCUGCUGCCGCAGCACAGCCCUGCCCAGGCGCUUGGCCUUUAAAUUAUUCCCACGGGGGCCAACUGAAAAUAAUAAAAGAAUUGUUUCUUUUCCUGAUGGAAUUUAUUUUAAACUGUAUAUAACUUGUAAUUUUUUGCUAAUUCUUUUCUUAUUUUAUUUCUUCCUUAACAGUAUUUUUUGCAUUAGGUAUCAUUAUUGUGAAGAAAUAAUGUUAAUAUAAGUACGUAGUGAAGGACCAAAAUUGUGUAAUUAAGGUUGUAUGUUGUAUGAUUGAUAACCAGGGAGUAGGAAGAUGUUGUCCAUGUGCCAAAUGACCCUGACCAGCCCUGCUCUAGUCGCGCUGCCGAUUCUCCAGACAAUCAUAGGGUUUGUUAGUUCGCCUUGACGUGACCGGUGCGUUAGACGAAGGUUUCUCUGUAGUUCCUCGGCCGCUUGGAAAGCAAACGCAGCCCCCACCCGAAAGCCAGCAGCCCCUCCCCGCGCGCCCGGCCACUGAGCACCGGCAGCCCGGCUCCGCAGGGCAAGCAGUGUGCCGGGACAGACCCGGGAGCCGGCGGGUGCAGCCGGGGGGCCGGCAAGUGAUGCCACCGUGCCAGCAAGCCACACCACCAUGCCAGCAAGCCAUGCCACCGUGCCAGCAAGUGAUGCCACCGUGCCAGCAAGCCCUGCCACUGUGCUGGCAACUGAUGCCACCGUGCCAGAGAGCCAUGCCGCCGUGCUGGCAUGCCAUGCUACUGUGCCAGCAAGUGAUGCCACUCCAGGAGAGCACAGAAAUGUAGCCCGGCCUUACACACGGGGAUAGAUGGGUCCUGUCCCGUUACAGCACGAAAGCCUGAGCUGCAGCUCCGUGGCUCCUGGUACCUGCCUGGAGGAAACUGUACGUCUAAGCAUGGGACUGCAGCAACUUUGUACCUGUAUUUUUUUAUAUCAUCAUUUUUUUUCCUGUUCAUAUUUCUUAAUACAGUUUGUUUGUUUCCUCUUUUCAUGUAGCUACUGUCUCUUUUUGGAUCCCGCCUCCUCUAACUUAGCACUCAUGAAAAUUUUUAAAUUCUUCCACAGUUAAGAGAAAUAAACAGAAAGCCUCACCAAAUCUC
Messenger RNA from Falco peregrinus (peregrine falcon), 7915 nucleotides. RefSeq names its product multiple EGF like domains 6 (gene MEGF6). Bases 761 to 5677 code for a protein of 1638 amino acids. The record is from RefSeq and is a predicted model, not a curated record. Lineage: Eukaryota; Metazoa; Chordata; Aves; Falconiformes; Falconidae. Gene Ontology annotation, molecular function: calcium ion binding; protein binding. The transcript is spliced from 39 exons.